AUGUCUUGGGCUUUGAGUUAUACUAGUUCAUAUUCAUUCACUUUUGCAUCAUGCACACUGCUGGUAAUAUUGUUACUACUGGGUUUGAGUAGCCAGAGCUGUAACGGGUUGGGGACAUUUGGGUUUGACAUUCACCACCGGUUCUCGGAUACGGUUAAGGCAAUUCUUGGCGCUGAUGGGCUUCCAGAGAAAGGAAGCGUAGAGUACUAUGCUGCCAUGGCCCGCCGUGACCACAUAAUCCAGGGCCGUCACCUUGCCGCCAGUAACAACCAGUCGCCACUCACUUUUGCCAAUGGAAACAAUACGCUUACCGACCCCAGUUUGUCAUUUCUGUAUUAUGCUAAUGUUUCUGUGGGGACACCAAGUUUAUCAUUUUUGGUGGCGUUGGACACAGGCAGUGGUUUGUUCUGGUUACCAUGCGAUUGUCAGAAAAACAUAGCUGUCGGUUGCAAUACCUACACGUACCUAUCAUCUGGAGAGGAAAUAAACCUUAACAUUUAUAGUCCUUCUGCAUCAUCAACAAGUGAAAAAGCUCCUUGCAACAUCAGUACCUUGUGCGAUCAAAAUCAAUGUCUUUCAGCUAGUAGUGACUGUGCUUAUACGUAUGGCUACGUCGAUGGUUCAUCAAAUUCUGGAAUCUUAGUAGAGGAUGUUUUGCACCUAAUUAUGGAUGACAAUCAAUUAAAAGCUGUUGAAGCUCAAAUUACUUUUGGUUGUGCACAAAAUCUGGUUGAAGUUAUAGUAAACGGUUUACUUGGGCUUGGAUUUGAUGACUUAUCUGUUCCUAGCAUCUUAGCAAGAAAAGGGCUAGGUUCAAAUUCUUUUUCUAUGUGUUUUGGACCUGAUCAUGAGCAUGGGAGAAUAACUUUUGGAGAUGGUGGCAGCUUAGACCAAAAAGAAACGCCUUUCACCAUUAUGCAAUCACUUCCAUAUUAUAUGAUCGGCCUCACUCAAAUAACUGUGGGAAGCAGUAGUUCUAAGCUGGAGCUUAGCGCCAUCUUUGACUCCGGUACAUCGUUAACCAUACUAAGAGACCCAGCUUAUACAUUUAUUACUGAGAGUUUCGCUUCCCAAGUCAAAGAAAGGCCAUCCAGUUAUCAGUCGGGCUCCAUUAAUGGCAUUAACUUAGAUUACUGUUAUGACUCCAGGGCAAAUCAAAACAGUAAUUUGAAUUUCCCUAAAAUCAGUCUGACAUUGAAAGGUGGAGGAGAAUAUUUUGUCAUUGAUCCAAUAUUACCAAUGGUUACUAAUCAGGGCGGAUAUUUGUAUUGCUUGGGUAUUAUCAAAGGUGGAGAUUCUGACUAUAAUACCAUAGGACAAAACUUCAUGACUGGUUACCGCCUAGUUUUCAAUCGUGAGAAGAUGGUAAUAGGUUGGAAGGCAUCUGACUGUGGCUACAACCCAUCACAAUCUCCUCCUACACCUGUUGAUAAUUCGAACUCUCCGCCACAGUCUCCUACGGCACCCAAUGGUAAUUCGAACUCUCCACCAGAGUCUCCUCCAGCACCCAAUCGUAAUUCGAACUCUCCACCACAGUCUCCUCCGGCACCCAAUCAUAAUUCGAACUCUCCACCUACUACUCCAUCACAGUCUCUUCCUUCUUCUCCUCCACUAGCAGCAGGGAGUCCUGGAAACGAUUAUCAUGUACCGACAACACCUCUAUCCAUGAUCAAUCAUUCACCAGAGUUGAAGUCUUUUACUUGCGCCCUCAUGAUGCUUCUUGUUUCUUUCUUUGCCAUUAUGUGA
Quercus lobata is the source of this 1746-nucleotide messenger RNA. Its product is annotated as aspartyl protease family protein 1-like. Gene Ontology annotation, molecular function: aspartic-type endopeptidase activity. Gene Ontology annotation, biological process: proteolysis. Lineage: Eukaryota; Viridiplantae; Streptophyta; Magnoliopsida; Fagales; Fagaceae. Bases 1 to 1746 code for a protein of 581 amino acids. The transcript has 10 exons. The record is from RefSeq and is a predicted model, not a curated record.